AUGUCAGGUCCUACAGGAUUUCGAUGUUUAAUUGGAUGUUCAUAUACAAAUGAUUUAGACUCUGGUCAAUUACAAAGACCAUUGGCAAUGGCUUUCGACAAUUAUGGCAAUAUGUUUGUCACUGAUGAAUGGCGAAUACAAAAAUUUGUGUUUAUAAUGAACUCUUGUGCUCAAUUUACAACAACUAUACAAGCAAUCACAACAGAAAUAACAGUAGCUCCAUCAGGAACCUCAAAUUCGAUUAUCAACUCAUUAAUACUUCCAACAGGUAGAUGCACGUAAUACUAUUCUUCUUGAAGAUUGAUACAAAUAAGAGCUAUAUGAGUGUAUAGGAUCAUAUUUCUAUAAUGUCGAUAUCAUCUUUAAUUGUAGUUAUCAUCUUUGCAAUAAUCGUUCACUUGUAUGUAUAUAUAUUGAUGUCGUGCUUCGAUAAAUGAGUGAACAACCAAAUGUCAUGAAAUGAUAAGCCACCACCGUUCGUCAUUGUCACGAAACAGUAUUUUCAGCUCGUGUCACAUACGUAUCGUCCUCUCAAUUUUUUUUUUGAUUCUUUCUUACUUUCUCUUUUUUUAUUCCUGCUUGACAACGCACAUGCAUAGAGUUUAUCUUUGUACUUUGGCAACGCGAUCUUUCUCUCUGUUCAUUAUGAACAAUAUGCUUGAGCUUUCUAUGUGACGAUUACUCUUUAUCCUUUCGUCUCUUGUUCUUUGUAAAUAUUUAAACCGCUUCAAUACAUUCUUUUAAUGUAUUAAAGGACCUUGGAGUUCUUUCAUGAGUUAGUAUUUCAAAAGCUUGUUGGCAAAUCAAACGGGGACCAUGAAGCACAAUACAGAACAAACUUUGAAUCCCAAAAGAAUCCAGUUAAAUCAUAGGCGUUCAUAGGAGAUUAUCAAAAAACAAGCUGAUUAGAAGAUAGGAUGGGGGUGUGGGUGUCAUUUUCUCGUCAAUACCCACUUCGAGCAGUUUAAUAGGAUGCUCAAAAACGCUUCCAGAUUUUUUUCUGGAAUUUGAAAAAAAAACUUUUGGAAUUUUCUGGAUUUUUACUUUCACAGCUAGGAAUUCUGCUUGUGUCGUUGCUUUCAAUUUAUCUUUCUUAAGAAGAAUCAUUGGUUUGCUUUAGCUGAGAGCAGAUCAAUAUGUCAAUGAGCAACAGUAUGUUCGGAUCUGUUUGACAACUUCUGUGUUGGCUAGUAUUGGUUCUGGAGAGUGAAUCAUCCUUGAAUAGAUAAUCGAUCAAUAUGGAUUUAUAUCAUAGUAGGAAAGGGGCGUAGCAAAACUCUCUUGCAUAUUUGUAAAAAUGUAUCAUAGCCGCUAGCAUUUUUCAACUGCUCAAUAAUGUUCACUAGCUGUCCGAUUGACUGGAAUUAGAUCAACAAGAUUCAGAAGAAAAUUUAUCGCUUUGAUGAAUGUUCGAGAUGUUUUACCAAUGGCUGAUUCUUU
Molecule: messenger RNA, 1440 nt
Organism: Rotaria sordida
Lineage: Eukaryota; Metazoa; Rotifera; Eurotatoria; Philodinida; Philodinidae
Source: the annotation of a GenBank genome assembly